UUUUCCGCCGGCAGAAAAAAAAAAAGAGGGUCAUUGGGGAAAACAAAACAACCAAGGAAAAAUUCAUGGUUGAAAAGCGAACACCAGCAUCAUCUUUUCUUUCUUUUUCUCUUCCUUGGCACUUCCCUUUGUCCUAGCCUUGUCUCUUCAUAUUUUAUCUUCAAUUCGGCUUCUAACGCCCUUUGAAGUUUGCUCCUACGGUUUUUCUUUUUUAAACCGUUCAAACGUCCUCUUCAAAUCUACUCCCGGAACAUCUGGACAGAGUGACAUCAAUUCUAAGUUGCCGCCAACUACUAAGGCUGUCUUUCCCGCGCGUGCAGACAGAGAAGGGCAAACGCGCUUGAGUCCUAUACGUUCUGCACCUGAUUAUCUGGACGUACUUUAUCGCAGUUUGUAGUUCAGCGAGAUAAGUUCGACUUUGACCACAACCAUCAGUACCAUUAGGCAAGAUGGUGUACAUACGCCAGCACGAACUGCCCAACCUGCGGCAGUAUCGCUAUGCAGGAGUGGACCACUCCCUCGUCAGUCGUUACAUCCUGAAACCGUUCUACAAUGAUUUCGUCAUCAAAUUUUUCCCGAUGAGCAUGGCUCCUAAUGCUAUCACAUUAACCGGCUUUUUCUUCGUGGUAGUCAACUUCAUCACCAUCUUAUGGUACAACCCGACUCUAGACCAGGACUGUCCUUCCUGGGUCUAUGCCAGCUGCGCCCUCGGGUUGUUCCUCUAUCAGACUUUCGACGGUGUAGAUGGCAUUCAAGCACGGAGAACAAAGCAAAGCGGCCCUCUGGGCGAGCUGUUUGAUCACAGUGUCGAUGCUUGCAAUACAGCCUUGGGAGUCCUGAUCUUCUGUGCAGCCAUGAACCUCGGACAGUCAUGGGCCACGAUAUUGACUCUCUUUGGAUCGACCAUGACCUUCUAUGUCCAAACCUGGGACGAAUAUUACACCCAGGUACUGACCCUAGGUAUCAUUUCCGGCCCCGUCGAGGGUGUCCUCACCCUCUGCGUCGUGUUUGGGUUUACAGCAUACAUGGGUGGUGGCAGCUUCUGGCACCGUCCUAUGUUGGAGACCCUCGGACUGACCAAGCCGGAUUUCCUGCCGGAUCAGCUGUACGGAAUGGCCUUUACGCAGUGGUACAUGGUCUAUGGUGGGAUUCUCCUAUUCUUCGCGACGGGUUCCAGCAUUGUACAUGUCAUGAAGAUUCGCAGCGAGCGGGGCCAAGAUCCUAUCAAGCCUCUCUACGGUCUCCUUCCCCUUGUUGCCAUUUGGACUCUGGUCCCGGCCUAUCUGUGCCUCCAGCCGACCAUCCUCGAGAACUACGCGAUUCCGUUCUGCCUGUACGUGGGACUGGUCAACGCGUACGCGGUGGGCAGAAUGAUCAUUGCACACCUGACCAAAACCAGCUUUCCUUACUUUAACAUGCUCCUGGUUCCUCUUGCACUGGCUACUAUCGACAGUGCUGGCGAUAAGCUCGGCUACUGGUCGAGCUUGUUGGGAUAUGAAACUGGCCAGGUCGCUUUCUUGUGGAUGUGUUUGGGUCUGUCCGUCGGCGUGUACGGUAGCUUUGUGCAUGAUAUUAUCACGACGAUAUGUGACUACAUCGACAUCUGGUGCUUGACGAUUAAGCACCCGCAACCGCAUGUGGAGGUGGUUGUUGCGAACGGAGCUCCGAAGAAGACGAACUAGGGGGUCGCAUUCGCAAAUCGGUAUCGCAUAAUGGACAUGAGACCAUGACGGAGAUGUCGCCAAUGUUGUAUGAUAGAGGGGGUCAUGUUCGAUGGUCGGUAGCGACGUUGAAGAUGAAUUGCACGAGGUGGCGCAAUUGGAUAAUGAUGUUGGGAGGGAUGUGCCGGGCUGGAUGUGUCGGGUACAUAUCACCCGGGCUGGACUAUCGAUCAGUCGUGAGUCAGUCGUGAGUGAGUCGUAACCGGGUCAUGGUGAGGACGAAUGCAGGAUAGAUUAUUGUUAUUAGCGAUUUCUUGCCACCGGUCUCCGGUAUAUUGAUAUGUAUGUUCUACAAGAAACGUGAUCGAAGGACCUUGAAGCACAUCGUAGC
This is a messenger RNA of Aspergillus saccharolyticus JOP 1030-1, 2052 nucleotides long. RefSeq names its product aminoalcoholphosphotransferase. NCBI's taxonomy places the organism in Eukaryota, Fungi, Ascomycota, Eurotiomycetes, Eurotiales, Aspergillaceae. Gene Ontology annotation, molecular function: phosphotransferase activity, for other substituted phosphate groups. The record is from RefSeq and is a predicted model, not a curated record. The transcript has 7 exons. Gene Ontology annotation, cellular component: membrane. The coding region runs from base 450 to 1682 and encodes 410 amino acids. Gene Ontology annotation, biological process: phospholipid biosynthetic process.